Archocentrus centrarchus (flier cichlid) is the source of this 4239-nucleotide messenger RNA. Its product is annotated as zinc finger protein 135. The transcript is spliced from 3 exons. NCBI's taxonomy places the organism in Eukaryota, Metazoa, Chordata, Actinopteri, Cichliformes, Cichlidae. The record is from RefSeq and is a predicted model, not a curated record. Gene Ontology annotation, cellular component: nucleus. Gene Ontology annotation, biological process: regulation of transcription by RNA polymerase II. The coding region runs from base 194 to 1615 and encodes 473 amino acids. Gene Ontology annotation, molecular function: DNA-binding transcription factor activity, RNA polymerase II-specific.
CUCCGCCCCGCCGCCGCGUCGCGCCGCGCCGCCGCCGCUCUCCGCUGGAUGUGACAGAGGUGCGGCUCGCAGCAGCGACUCGAACUCGGCCGGAACCGAAGCGGGAGCAGCGGGACCGCUCCGGCUCCACACGUCUGCAAGUUCUCCACUGAAGUUCUUCCUUACCUCUUCGCUCCGGGUUCACUUAUUCAGAAUGGAGGACUCGGAGACGGAGCUGGCGGUGUCAGAGCCUGAUGCCCUGGGUGCAGACUUCAUCACGGUGGAACUGGACACGCAGCCCAUCGAGUACGUGGUGAAGUGGGCCGAGGUCGGCUCCAAGUUCACCAUUUCCUGUGUGAAGAAGGACUCAGAUGACCCGUCAGACCUGACUGCCGACCAGCUGAAGAUCGAGACGGAUGAGGCCUUCUUCGCCCCAUAUGAGGAGGUGUAUCCCUGUGAGGUGACGGAACAGAGCGUGGAGAUAAAGACAGACUCUGACGAGGAGGACGAUGGCGUGGAGGAGCAUGAGGUGCUGGUGGAGGCGGGGAGCAGCCAGCUGGAUGGUGAGGCCGACUCAGACCAGGACAACUAUGAGCCCGAUGAGCGGCAGUUCCGCUGCAGCUACUGCGGGAAGUGCUACAGCCACGCCUCCAGCCUGUACCGCCAUCAGCAGACACACACAGGCAAGAGCUCCGGAGCCCCACCCCCUGCCAAGCGUGCGUUGGAGCCAACACACCAGGAUGCACGCUACACCUGCCCCCACUGCGGCAUGAGUUUCAAAGGAAGCAGGAUGCUGGGCAGCCACCUGCGGCUGCACGGGAAGCGACGAAUCCACCCGUGCAACAUCUGCGGCAAGGAGUUCAACCACAGCUCGAGCCUGUCACGCCACCGCCUCAUUCACAAGAAAGGGAAGGGCAUCCCCAAAGAUGCCGCCAUCGGCACCAGUGUGGCGACCUUGCGUCACACGCUGAAGGCCGGCACUAGGAACAAGAAGACAAAGCGGCAGCAGCAUGUGGCAACUGCCAUCAUCCAGAGCCAGGGCAGCGAUAAGUUCUACGCCUGCCCUCAGUGCGACAUGACCUUCAGGACGUCCACACAGCUGUCGAAGCAUCAGGUGACACACGUCAAGGAGCUACUGGACAACUACACGCCGGGCAAGGAGAACCUCGCCGAGACCUCGUCUGACCUCAAGAUCCGCCUCAAGCUCUGCUCCCGUGAUAAGCCCAACUUCUACACACUGUGCAAGAAGAACCGCCGCCGCCGGGGCGGCCGGGCCACUAAGCGGGGCCAAGGCUCCUCUGAGGAUGAGGAUGGCACAGGUGGAGGGCGCCACGGCUGCAGCCAAUGCGGGAAGCAGUUCAGCCACGCCUCCAGCCUGGCACGGCACCAGCAAACCCAUAGGGUGGCGGACGGUGACGGGCGAGGGAAGUUGCAGCAGCACCCGAAGACCGGGCUCCCCACCAAGAACAAGACCUACACAUGUGCGGCUUGCAACAAGACCUUCAUGCACUCGUCCAGCUUCUCACGCCACAAGAAGGCCCACAUGGAGGAGGAGCACCGUGCUCGCGCUGCCGCCAAGCGCCGGAAGAGGCCUGUGCUGGAUGAGACCGCGCCCCUUGAGUCCGACUCGGAGUGAAGCCGCCGGUCUGGACUGGCCUUGCACCAGUUCUGGAUCAGCGCUGACUGGUUCUGUACUGGUUUGGGACCAGUUCUGGAAAAGUUCUGAUUGGAAAAGUUCUAGACCAGUUCUGGACCAGUUGGGGACAGAUUCUGGUUGUCCGGGUUUCAGGAACUGGAACUGGUUGAUUCUUCUCUGGUGUAGAUAGCAGCAGGAUAUCCACAUAUGGUCACAUGGUGGGGGGACCUCCACCUGUGGUCAUGUCCAUAUAUGGUCAUAACAGACCAUUAGCUAAAUGCUCUUAAGAAUGGGAUUAGAUUCACAUGCUCCGCCCCUUGCCCCACCUCUCCACCUGUUUCUCUGCUGUCACAUGGAUGCUUCAUUCUACCCCCUCCACUCUCCUGUUUCCCUAUCAGUCACCUGAAGCAAAGAGGCUGGAGUCAGUCAGAGCAUCAUGGGAAACGGAGUUCUGACAUCAAACCUGCAGGGUCAGUUUCUGAAACAUUAUCAAUAAAUCAGAACUGAUCAGUCAUUUCGAUCAGCAGGAAACUGAUCUGCAGCCGAUUGAUGAUGGAUUGGUCUUUUAUUGGACUGCGUUUGUUGUCUUUUAUCUGCACGCAGAUGACCAACAAAACAAAUUGAUCAAUGAAGAUGAUCAGUGUGAUUAGAGGUUUCUCUAAAUUAGUCUGAAGCUCGUAAAAUGUCUGGAACAAAUAAUCAUUAUCUUCCAUCACUGAUUAUUUCUCUUCUGUUCAUAUUAUUGAUCAUUGGAGCUUCUCGCUCGCUUCCUCUGGCUCUGACGCGGUUCCCGCCUCAGCUCAUCUCUGUGGUCGUUCUCUUCCUGUGAGACGUUACUGCCCACUCCCACUCUGAGUGAUCUGAUUGGCUGAAGUUCUUCCGGGCGCAGCGUUCUGAUUGGGUGGCUGUGUUUCACCUUCCACGUGUUCGUUUUUUUUUUUUUUUUUUAUUUUUAAGGGUUGACAUGUGACCCUCAACUGGACGGCCAUGUUUGCUAGUGUCGGAGGUCAAAGGUCCAACUGCACUACUUAUUUAUGAAUUUGAUGUAAUAUAGAAACCAUAUUUAAACAACAACAGCAACAAAAAAAAAAAAAAAAAACUGGAGUGGCCCUGCCCACCACCAUCCUGUAGUUUCAUCAUCAUCAUCACUAACAGGAAACAGUUUUCAGAGUAUAAGUCUAAAUCAGUUUAGAUGGAAGACGCUGCAAUUCAGUGUGAUGGGAGCAAACCAAUCAGCUGAUUUCGGGAAGUCAGUGACACAUAAACGCAGACGAGUAAUCCUCAGGACAUUUCAGAGUAAAAUCAUAAAAGAUGAAUCAGAUUUAAAGCAGCUGAAUCCAGACAGAUGGUUAUCUGAGGAAACGUUCUGAUUGCUGACUGAAACCACAGAGUUUAAAUUUGGGGCAGCUGAUUGGACACAGCCAAGGUUAGAGGUUUUGAACUUGUGCAGAGUUUUUAUUUAACCGAACAAAGCUUCCUCAGACCAGGUGAAAACAGGUUAGCUGAGACUUGGAGGGGGGUCAGGUAAAUUCUGAGCAGACCUAAGGUCUGCUGAAUCAAAAUCUAAAAGCAAAGAUUCAAAUCUGGAAGAAAAGCAAAUGACUGAAAAGUUUAGUUUUUAUUGGUCAAGAUGAGAAAACAAAAUGAGAAUUGGCAUCCUUCUGAGGCUGAAACUGAGUUUUUAUAGGAUGGAGCUGAAUCUGAUCAAUCUGAUCGGUCCAAACAGUCUUUAAUCUGAGAACAUGUGGAACAAGCAUCUGGACCAAAUGUCUGCUUUAGUGUCACUGACAGCCUAAAACUGUUGGUAAAAAUUAGAAGCAAGCUGAGUUCACUCAGAAACACCUGGAAGACCGAGGGAAUAGUUCCCUGUGAUCAAACGGAGGAGAGGUCAGGUCGGGCUGGUUUUGUUGUUCAGAUUUUUGGAUUCAAGUCUACGUCUGAUUGGACUGUUGCGACUUCAACUACGGGACUGAUCGGACUGAUUGAUUUGAUCAGAAGAGAAAAUAAAGACUGGAGUUUUGUCAAAGAUGUUUGAGUGUUUAAAAAUCUUCCAGGAGCUGUCUGUUAAAUUAUUCAAAGAUUCAGGACAAUUGAUUGGUUAAUCUGAGUCCCAUUGAGCACAUCUCUCCACGAUCAGUGGGACUAAUCAGACUGAUUGACCUUAUCGGAUGAAGAUGUUUUAAAAAAAAAAAAAAAAAAUCCUGCAGCUGUUUGUUAAAUUCUUCGGACUCUGAUGGACUCUCCAAAAUAAAAGCCUCACCUGUGGAGGGCCCCUGAAGCCCUGCCCCUUUCACUUUCUGUUUCCUGCUUAUUGACACUUUGAGUUUGAGACUUUUAUUGUGUGAAUCAGAUUGGAUUUAAUUUAAUGCUGACCUAUUUAUGAGUGUGUGCAGGCGGCAGAGCGUCUGCGUCACUCCUCAAAUGUCCGUAGAAAAUGAGGCUCCUCCCUCUGGCCCGCCCCCGGCCUCCACAUUCUGGUUUAUUUCAGGCCUUAAACCUCCUCUCUGUCCGUGGCACUCUUAGAUCCAUGUUGUGUUGGUUUGUUUGGGUUCGCAGCGCCGCCUGCUGAUAGGUUGUUCGUCAUUGUAUCGUGUUUGCCGAUAGAAUAAACCCAGUUGACAUGU